AUGCAGGCACAGGUGCAGUUGCGCCGGCUUCUCCGCCGCGCGUGCACACCUGGAGUGCUGUCGAGUAAUCAGGUCGGUAUGGCGGUUCACGCUCUUCGUCAGCUCGACUUGCUCGACGUGUCCUCGAACUCGCCAGCGCUUAACGCGCUCCCUAUAGUUAGGCAACUGUGCGGCGGCGCUGAUGCACGCUCGCAGGCAAACGUGCUGCACGCGCUGGCCUCUGCUGUCAGUGAGACCUGCGACUUUCGCACUGUGUUGAACGAAGAUCUGCAAAUCACCGUGCAGUGCGUGCAGGCGGAGCUGGUGGAAGUGGCCGACACGCUCACCGCCACUGAAACUGUGUUGGUCAUGGAGGCGCUGUUGAAGUUGAGGCCCUACGUCGGUUGUGACGCCAGCGCGCCGCUCGUGAAUUCGCGGCUGGUAGAAGAGGUUCGGGAGCGGACGAUGGCGCUGGCAAGCGUCGUGGAGCGGCCGGUGGACCUGCUUGGUGUGGCGCGAGUCACUGUCGAAGCCGCCGCCUCACCUUCGGCCUCCGCGAGGGAUGCAGCCCAUGGCGGUGGGCCGAGCGCGAGCAACUUUGAAUGGGCAACGUUUUCGCUUGAGCAUGUUUUGCGCGUGGUGCAGGCCCGUCUCAGCACCUUCAGCAAGCAGGAGCUCAUCUCACUGGUCGACGUGCUGACGGUGCGGCGGCCGUCGACUUCAAGCGACAACGCUUCCUCCCCUUCGCCAUCCUUAUCCUCUGCGCCAUUGAUACCAUUCCACCGUGAGAAAAGCCGCGGCGCGGCUGUUUCGACGGGGGAGGAUGCUGAGACAGCAGCCGAUACGCCGCCGGAGGCGGCCGAUGGGGUCAUGCUGCUGGACGCCAGCCAUCCUCUUAUCCCGGAUCUACUUGCAUGCGCACUUACUACCGUGCCGUCACUGUCUGUCUCGCAGCUGUGCGCGUGGCUCACGCGUCUAACGACGCUCCGACUCACAGACAACGCGCUUCUUCUGGCCGUUGUGCAGGGCCUGGUGAAUGCCGAUGUUCAGCACUUCACGGUGCCUCAGCUGGCCAGUGGCGCCAGCGCGCUCGCAGAUCUUCUUUCGCUGACUUCGGUGCGAGGUCAACCGUGGGCGCAUGCUGCGCUGUGUGUUCGCCUUUACGCACGACUGCUGCACCGCCUCUCUUCAGUUCUCUACGAUGCCGGUCGCAACGACCCCGCCGUCGUGCAUCACGCACGGACACGUUUGCUGCCGCUACUCGGCACGAUUCCAGAGGCGGCCCUGGAUGCAUACAUCGACAGCGAUAUGCCAAAACGCGCAGGGCACGUUGACUGGGGUUCUGGGGACAAGUCAAAAGCGGCGGCACAGACCACCGCGGUGCGGGGACAUGUUCUGAACUUGUGUGCCACGCUUGCAAGCGCCAUCGAGAAGUCCGCGUCGGUGUUGCUCCGUUUUAUGGGAGAGCUGUCCUCACGCGAGCAAGCGAACGUCGCCACCGCUGUUUUCUACUGGCGUGUCUACACCCCCUGCGCCACCGACGUGCCCGGUGCGUUGACGGAGGGAGCGGCAUCGCAGCCUUCCAUCCCUUUUGAUCAAGACGGUCAAGUUGCUCUCAAGUCCAGGGAUGUGCUGCAUCGCUGCUCUCCGCUGACGCUGGCCGACAUGGCGCGUAAGCACCGCGCCUUGUGUGGGUUGAUUAUGACCUGCAGCACCGGCUUCACGGCAAGGGACUGUGUGUACGUGCUCAACGAACUCGUCGUGGCGCACUAUACCGAUCAAGCUUUGCAGAUGCGUCACCAACAAGAGCAGCAGGAGCAGCUCCGUCUCUGUUCUUCGGCGGCGGGCUUGAGCAGUGCGCCAGAGACCCAACCUAGCCUGCGUGAGUCUGUUGUGCGUGUUGUCGCAGAGGAGCGGCGAGCCCUCAUGAGAGUGCUCGAUGACCAGCUGCAAGGGCCGCUGCAGAGCACUCUCGGGGAGGUGCACACAUCCCAGCUCGUCCGCUACUUGUUGUCUCUGUCGAGGAUGGGUGUGGGCGCCAAGGCACCCUACAUCACAGUGAUGGGGCACCUGAAGGGACGCUCUCUGUCGAGCGUCGAGCAGGUGAAUGUGAUGGUGGUGGUGGCUCGCCACCACGUCAAGUCCCGUCACGUCGUGCACGGCGUCGUUCGCGCUCUGCCAGAGCUUGGCACGGCGCUGAGUUCUGCUGCGAAGGUGACGUUGCUGAAGAGCCUCGGGCAAGUGAACGGCCAGCGAUUUGUCAAGGCGCCGUGCGAUGGGGCUCUGGUGCCCGGGAAGUUUUUUCCCACACUGGAGGAACUCACGCGCCUCACGCUCCUGCAGCUGGUGUUCUGCUUCAACGGCCUCGUCGAACUUCGCCAGUACGAGAAUCCGGCGGUGCAGGCGGUGCUGGCAGAGAUUGGCAACCGCCUCUGCACACCGCCGCUGCGGCCAAGCGACUCCUUCCGCUCCAUUAACUCCGCAACGUCUCUGGCGGAGUUUCUCGCGUCCCUCUGCCGUUUUGGGGGCCCUACAGACGGGGUCUCGACAGCGUUACUGCUGGAGACGAUACGGACACUGGAGCAGCGGCUUGUCACGUCACGCUCUCUCUUCGUUGACCUCGCCCGGCUUAACUGGUACUGGCCAUGCGUGACGGAGUACUUUCACCUUUCUUCGGUGCUGUGGACCGGCUCUGCGCCAUCAAUGCAGGGUACACAAGGGGGCGCGGUAACACCCGGCGUUGGGCAGUGGGCUUUCACGGUGGAGGAGUGGUCUCAUCUGACGAGCGCGUUCGCGCAGCUGAUCGAAACGGCCGGCGCGCGUGUCGCCGAGCGGCUACAGGACAUUGCCCGGUCGCCGAGCCUGCGGCCAAACACCUUCCUGUGGGGUCAAAUGGUGUGCGGGCUGCGGUUCAGCGGAAUGCCGCCGCGUGGAAGCGCGGAGGAAGAACGUCUGGUGGCAAACCUGGAGCACAAGAGGAUGCUGCCGCUGCUCGGAAACCCGCAGCAGCUGCUCGACAUCACCGUGCUUGCUCUCCACUUCGCUGCGGAAGGACGAGAGGCAGAGGCGGUGCCGGCGCUACGGUUCGUUCAGAAGAAGAUGGGCGCGAUGCGGGUACAGGACUGCUUGCAGGUGUGGUGGUACACUUCGCAACUGUUGUCUGCGCCCACAGCGUCGGCUGCCGCUACGUCAUUGGGCAAGGGGACGUCACCACCACGGAACGGCGAGAGGAAGGUGCCGGUGACGGGGACUGCAUCCUCCGUUACAAUGACGCUGCUGUCGGAGAGAGCUCGUCUUGUGCUGCAGGAGGUGCGUGAUACUGCGAAGGACCAGGUACUCCACGAGGAAAAGGCGACCAUGCAGAAGCUCAGCACUAUGGAGAGGCGGCUGCUGAAGUCCCUGCUGUGA
Leishmania mexicana MHOM/GT/2001/U1103 is the source of this 3387-nucleotide messenger RNA. RefSeq lists its product as hypothetical. The record is from RefSeq and is a predicted model, not a curated record. Bases 1 to 3387 code for a protein of 1128 amino acids. The transcript has a single exon. NCBI's taxonomy places the organism in Eukaryota, Euglenozoa, Kinetoplastea, Trypanosomatida, Trypanosomatidae.